Molecule: messenger RNA, 1657 nt
Organism: Humulus lupulus (European hop)
Lineage: Eukaryota; Viridiplantae; Streptophyta; Magnoliopsida; Rosales; Cannabaceae
Product: acetylglutamate kinase, chloroplastic
Exons: 2
Coding region: 378-1427 (349 amino acids)
Biological process (GO): L-arginine biosynthetic process
Cellular component (GO): chloroplast thylakoid; cytoplasm
Molecular function (GO): arginine binding; acetylglutamate kinase activity; ATP binding
Source: RefSeq, a predicted model, not a curated record
CAAAACGACGUAGUUUUGUGAUGACUUUAUGCUGAGAUUCUAGAACCCUGCCCCUUAGCCUCAUCUCUCUCUUCCCUUUCCUCUUCUUGCUGCCUCCCAGUUUCUCAGCCGUGAGUCGUAGCCUCUCCGGCUCUCCGCCGCGAUUUGUUGCUUCACGUUUUGUUGGGAGAAGAAGUGAGAAAGUGGAUGAAAAAUAUUUUGCAUGUUCUAUUAUCUGAUUUUAUUAACCUUUUGUUACAAGUGUGAAUUGAAGAUCUCCUGUCUUAAAGUUAAAUUCCGAAGUCUAAACCCAGUAACUCCACUCGCUCACCUUUUCUGAUACAUCUUUCCAUCAAUUUCCCAAGACAAUCCUUCGCCACAAAACAAAGAAAAGAAAAAUGUUAGCCGCUAAAACGCUAGUAAAAGUCCCACAAAAUCUCUCGUUUCUUUCAUCGGAUUCAAAAUCCCUCAAAUUCCGAAACUCCAAAAGCCCUAAUUUGGCCUAUCCAUCUUCCCCAAAGUCUAUUCGUCAAAAACCAAUCGCUGCCACUCUCUCUGUCGCAAACUCAGUCCAACAACAUGGAAACUCAGCCACCCCAGGUCAGCUUCGAGUAGAUAUUCUCUCCGAGUCGCUCCCCUUCAUCCAAAAAUUUAGGGGCAAGACCAUCGUUGUCAAGUACGGUGGUGCUGCCAUGAAAUCGGAGUCACUCCAGGCCUCGGUCGUCAACGACCUUGUCCUAUUGUCGUGUGUGGGACUCCGGCCUGUCCUGGUCCACGGCGGUGGGCCUGAGAUCAACCUCUGGCUCAAACGGCUCAACAUUGAGGUCAACUUCCAUGAUGGCCUUCGAGUCACCGACGAUAAGACAAUGGAGAUAGUUUCUAUGGUCUUGGCUGGAAAAGUGAACAAGAAUCUAGUCUCUCUGAUCAACCAGGCUGGGGUCAAGGCCAUUGGGCUUUGCGGCACUGAUGGGCGGGUUGUCACGGCUAGGCCUGCUGCCAACGCGGCUAAAUUGGGAUUUGUUGGGGAGGUGGCCCGGGUUGACCCGACCAUACUCUGGUCUAUUGUCAACGACGGUCACAUUCCAGUGAUUGCCUCAGUGGCUGCUGAUGAGUUCGGGCAGCAGUACAAUAUCAAUGCUGACACGGUGGCUGGAGAAUUGGCAGCGGCAUUGGGUGCUGAGAAGCUGAUUUUGUUGACCGACGUGGCUGGAAUUCUAGAAGACCGGAACGAUCCAAGUAGCUUAGUGAAGGAGGUUGACAUAAGAAAGGUGAAGAAGAUGAUGGAAGAGGGGAAGAUUGGUGGUGGAAUGAUUCCGAAGGUGAAUUGCUGCGUCCGGUCCCUGGCACAGGGAGUCCGGACGGCGAGUAUCAUUGAUGGCAGAGUGCCACACUCGCUGCUGCUCGAGAUUUUAACUGAUGAAGGGGCUGGUACAAUGAUCACCGGGUAAUGAUGCAAAAUUUUGUUGAGAAUGGUUUAGUAAUGAUUCAGAAGAAAAAGAAAAGGAAGAAGAGUUUGAGUAGGCUGACUAAAAAUUAUGCAAACUCUCUUCUGGUUUGGGUGAAAUUUUGUUAGAGCAAUGAUAUGUGCACACCAAUGUUUUGGUAUUACAUUUCUACCUUCUAUCUCUAAAACUCUGAUUCAAGAUUUUGGUAACUUUGAUAUGUUCUUAGCAUUGUC